AUAGCGCAAUCGUUGUGAGUCAACCAGUAAAGCGUUCGCGUUCGACGAAGCCACAACGGUGACGAUGAGUCUUCAACUCGCGGUCUUUUCACUUUGUAUAUGCGGCAUCGUGACAGUAAAUGGCUCGACCGUCAGCCUUAUGCCUCUCUUGAAGCAACUCGCCACGCCGUCGAACGCCAGCGUAUCGUCAGGAACAUCGAACUUCCGCCAACGUUUGAGCCACCACCUCGACAAUAGCGACAACUUCACUCUUCGCGUUCGCUUCGUUCACACCAGCUGCUUCAAGACAAUCACGCGCUUCCAGCUCUUCCCCACUCUGCCGGACGGCAGCAGGCGACCCAUCGUAGGCGUAGAGAUCCUACCCUACAAGCACCAGGUCGUUAUCCGGUUUCAGCAGCGUAAGCGUGUGAAGGCGGAGAGGUUCUACUAUGACAUACCAAGUGGGAGGACUUCCGAGUUGUCGGUUAUGUUUGCCGACGAGCAACUACUUCUCAACGUCAAUUGCACCCGGAUAUAUAGUCGUCAUGUAGGUGCAAUCGAUAUGGCUAGCGCUAGUGGCGACUACGAAGCGCUGUUUCGCAGUAAGGGCGCAAAUUGUGCGACUCAUUCGCGUCUAGAGGCUGCUUAUCUGCUGUUUAAUUCCGAGUUUGUCGAGGCGCUGCCCCAGUGUCUCGAGUCUUCCUGUGGGAUACCGAGUGGCGUUGAUGUGAAGCAAGUGAUGCAAGACUUGAAGGAUGCACAGACCGAUCUGCGUGUGCUUAGAGACGAAGUCUCCUACCUGAACAGAACUCUACAAAAAUGGGACGGCUGCGAGUGUGCAAAGUACUGUACAGACGGAAACCUUCGAAUAAGCAACGGAACGAAAUGGGACCAAGGACAGGAAGAUUGCCAAUGCGUCAAUGGGGAGACGGUCUGCUCGUGUAGGAAGGUGACGUGCUCAGCCAGCGAGAGUUUGUACCACAAUCCUAAUGAUCUUUGUCCCUCAUGUGGAGCUAACUGUGUUGGAGUAUACACAAACGUGAACCACGGACAAGCAGUUGACGAAGAUCAAAACAAGUGUCGUUGUCUGAAUGGACAGAUUACAGAUUGUGUAUCGCAAAGGAAUAACACACAGUCGGAACCAAAGCCAGGUUGUCAUUGCUGUGAGGAGCAUCAGUGCCAGGACAAUCAAGGAUACUGCAUAUGCACCUGCACAGGCAAAAAGUGCAAACAUUGUCCCUCAAAUAUGGCUGUUCAUCCACAUACGGGACAGUGCAAUAGAUUCACGACAGUGAUGUAUCCUAAGCUUGCGGAUUACAAUAUUGCGUUAAGUGAAUAUUUCCGCCGCUCGAAUUCAGGCUAACUGUAGUGUACCGGACAUUACUUGUCAGGUGGGUGACAAAUUUCUGUGCACGGUCAUUGUGUACUUUGUAGGCAGUCGGAAGUAAUUGAUAUAUGAAUAUGAUAUGAGACAGUGUGUAGUUAAAUUGAAGCAGUUGAUGAUGUAUUUGCAAUGGAAUUCGGUUUCUGUUGAGUGUUAUGAAUGAUUGAAGAUUCAAGUUUCCUACUGACAAUAAAAAUAAGUUUUG
Messenger RNA from Corticium candelabrum, 1568 nucleotides. RefSeq names its product protein NEL-like. Bases 65 to 1342 code for a protein of 425 amino acids. The transcript is spliced from 7 exons. Lineage: Eukaryota; Metazoa; Porifera; Homoscleromorpha; Homosclerophorida; Plakinidae. The record is from RefSeq and is a predicted model, not a curated record.